Messenger RNA from Symphalangus syndactylus (siamang), 1269 nucleotides. It is a transcript of the gene XCR1, whose product is annotated as X-C motif chemokine receptor 1. Lineage: Eukaryota; Metazoa; Chordata; Mammalia; Primates; Hylobatidae. Gene Ontology annotation, biological process: immune response; cell chemotaxis; G protein-coupled receptor signaling pathway. The record is from RefSeq and is a predicted model, not a curated record. Gene Ontology annotation, molecular function: C-C chemokine binding; C-C chemokine receptor activity. Gene Ontology annotation, cellular component: external side of plasma membrane; membrane.
GUUCUAAACGUCCCUGCCAUCUGGUUCAGAUGGAGUCCUCAGGCAACCCAGAGAGCACCACCUUUUUUUACUAUGACCUUCAGAGCCAGCUAUGUGAGAACCAGGCCUGGGUUUUUGCUACCCUCGCCACCACCGUCCUGUACUGCCUGGUGUUUCUCCUCAGCCUAGUGGGCAACAGCCUAGUGCUGUGGGUCCUGGUGAAGUAUGAGAGCCUGGAGUCCCUCACCAACAUCUUCAUCCUCAAUCUGUGCCUCUCAGACCUGGUGUUCGCCUGCUUGUUGCCUGUGUGGAUCUCCCCAUACCACUGGGGCUGGGUGCUGGGAGACUUCCUCUGCAAGCUCCUCAAUAUGAUCUUCUCCAUCAGCCUCUACAGCAGCAUCUUCUUCCUGACCAUCAUGACCAUCCACCGCUACCUGUCGGUAGUGAGCCCCCUCUCCACCCUACGCGUCCCCACCCUCCGCUGCCGGGUGCUGGUGACCAUGGCUGUGUGGGUAGCCAGCAUCCUGUCCUCCAUCCUCGACACCAUCUUCCACAAGGUGCUUUCUUCAGGCUGUGAUUAUUCCGAACUCACGUGGUACCUCACUUCGGUCUACCAGCACAACCUCUUCUUCCUGCUCUCGCUGGGGAUUAUCCUGUUCUGCUACGUGGAAAUCCUCAGGACCCUGUUCCGCUCACGCUCCAAGCGGCGCCACCGCACAGUCAAGCUCAUCUUCGCCAUCGUGGUGGCCUACUUCCUCAGCUGGGGUCCCUACAACUUCACCCUGUUUCUGCAGACGCUGUUUCGGACCCAAAUCAUCCGGAGCUGCGAGGCCAAACAGCAGCUAGAAUACGCCCUGCUCAUCUGCCGCAACCUCGCCUUCUCCCACUGCUGCUUUAACCCGGUGCUCUAUGUCUUCGUGGGGGUCAAGUUCCGCACACACCUGAAACAUGUCCUCCGGCAGUUCUGGUUCUGCCGGCUGCAAGCACCCAGCCCAGCCCCGAUCCCCCAAUCCCCUGGUGCCUUCGCCUAUGAGGGCACCUCCUUCUACUGAAGGGCCUGUGGUGGUGCAGGUGCAGGUGGACAGGGGACUGGAAUGGGGGUCAUGGAGAAGCGGGCCUGGAAGGAGCAUCACAGAACACAGCAGAGUGGAGACGUCACCUCCGCUGCAGGCGUGCAGUGAAGGUGAUUCAUUACACCAGUGGGUCCCGCCAGCCUCUCAUCUGCGGGAAAGUGGCUUCCUACCUGGGAAUUUUAUACUGCCAUCCAAAAAAACAUUUCUUGAACUCUGA